AUGCCCACCUUCCACUUCUCGGAUAACUUUAUAUCCCCUACUACAGCACGAAGGCCGCAAUGGGGUCACGGACAUCUGAGGAUUAGGAUGCAUCAUUCCAUCUGGAAAAAGACCGGUAAUGGGCAUCCCAGUUUCUCCCUCAACGAGGACGCCCAAGAGCCAGUUGCAUCAGAAACUUUGGGAAGCUGCGGUUGGCAGUUGAAAAGAAUUGGUGCUUCUGUACUUCAUUGGUGUCAUAUUGAGCCGGGAUCGCCAUCUUCGUCCAACAGACAAGCAGGUAGUGGGAAAGUUGUUAGAGCUAGAUGUGCUCUUCUCGUAUCAAUAAAAGCUCCCUACGAUGCGUCAUCUGCUGCAAUGCUUUCUUCCGGUCUGAAAGUCAAGAAAAGGAACAAAACAACACCAAAGACAAUACCCAAGACGAUACCCCAGAUGACAAUUCAUGAAUUCCCGGGGAGCCGUGCUAGAGGCAGCGCCUUCAGUUUGACGCUCUGUCUUAUUCAGUAUAGGAUCGUCAACAGCAUCUCUCACACACACUCUCUCAUACUGUACGGUAUCGGCCGUAGCCUAUCAUUCUAUCCCAUGCUGUACGCUUCAUCUUCGAACUCUCCAGGCCAGGCCACCCACUCUUCCGCUGCACCACCACCCAGGCUUACACAUCUUAUUCACCGACCCAAACUUCGAGAUUCUAAAUCCCCAAUAGAUCCACAACUCACCCGGAAACCUCAAAUUCCUGCCCGAGUUGUUCGAAGGCACCGCCCAACUAUUGAAUCGUUACUUCGCUCCAACACAUUGAAUUCACCUGUCUACAACGCAAUUCUUGCUACCUCACUAUCUAAACUACUGAAGACACAUGCUCGCACUGUACAGAUCUCGCUCAUUCCGAUAUGUUUCCCGCGCUCAGAACGGUCACCCAUCGGCGACUUGAGUCCGCCUAGAACCUACACGCCUCUUUUUGGUCUAAUGGAUCUCAUAUUCGAAAUCCUAUACUUUCAUUUUCGCGGGGAACAAGCAUCACACGCUUCUGGAUCCCUUGACACGAUCCUUUUAAAGCCUAUAAGAACUUGCAUCUACUCUCAUAUAUUUCUGAGAUUUCGAAUUUUCUCCCGGCGCCGAUCAGCACACAAUCAGGUCGCGCUAGUGGAUUUGAGCAAAACGGCUAUGAAGGUUGUUCACAUGGAAUCGAUAAAAGAAAAACUCGGGAGGCAGGCAUAUGGUAAUGAUACAAUUCCGGCUCUGACCUCUUUCAUAUCCGCGCGGAAACAUCAUGAUUUGAUUCAGCAGAAAGAAUGCUUGACAUCGAUAGCAGUAGCGCAGUUGGUUUUCAAACAUUGCACACGCCAAAAAUUAUCUGCGACUGGAGUGAUAACUCCACAUCCGUCAUCACAACCGAUAUUAACACACAAAUCCUUCCGCGCCCUUCACCACUCCCAAACCCCAACGAAGACGUAUAAGCCCUUCCAAUUACAUGGGAGUUUCUCCCACAAUAAGACUGGAGCACACCGAACAAUAACAAAUUGGUUUAGUGGGAGAACUCUACCCUCACUGGGCUGCAAAGGGGACUGCCUCGGGUUUGAUUCUAGCCGAGUGGUCGUCUUACAACCCCGAGAGUUUUCUGUACUUCCAGGAAUUUCCUUGGCCCUUUUUGGCUCCAUGUCCAGGGUACAAGAUCUAGAGCGUGUCUUAAAUGGAGUAGUACAGCUGACUGGGGCAGUGAGCAACAGGCAUUCAGGUAUUGAGUUCCAAACAGAUGCAUCUCCUGUGAUGGCGGUCGUGUUGGCUCUGAUGCACGUUGGAUCCGGAGAAGCCUCCAUGCUCUGCCUCUGCUUACGGACCCCGAAGGAUGGCAGCGCGCUUGCUGUCUGGUACCUGACCAUGAUGUUGACUGUGAAGGGAUCUCGACGUGAGACCUGGCUAAACUGUGAUGUGCGUAUCGAGGUCAUCCAAUACAAGUCUGAUGACAAUAGAAAGCUUGAUGACAGUGCGGCAACGUGUAUCUGGCUAGCGUUUGUGAUGUGGCGCGAGGAUUCGAUCCGGACUCCGCAGUCUGUGUUCCCUGCGAUAAUACGAUCUAAAGAAUACCCAGGCAACGAGAUGAAAGAGUAUUUCCAGUGCCAUAGUCUAAUGAUUGUCCAAGAUAAGCAAUCAACUGAUAAGAAAAUCACAAUAACAGAAGGCAAUAUAUUGAAAUUCGGCGGAUAUCGUUCCCUUGGUUACCCCAAUGUGGCAAACGACGAUGAUCGUGGAGAGCGGGUGGCUAACUCAGGCAAUGAUAAGGCUGGCGAAACUAUAUCGGUUCUCCCAAUCGCGGAUGCAGUUGUGGCGAGAGACCUUCGAGAAUACCGACAAAGUCGUACGCCUGAAAAACGCAUGGCCUCAGUCAGAUCAGAAGAGAUGCCAAGAUAUAUCAAUGUAUCCAAAAUGAAACGGCUGAAAGAGCGGUGUUGGAUCUCAUGCCACUCCAUGAAGCCAUGUAAUGACUCUAUGUUUGAAACAGGCGUUACCUCUCUGAGCUGCCAUUUCAUGCACUGCACAAGUGGAAGCAACAGCGCGAUUGUCGCCGAGGCCAUUUUGCCUCAAAGACAAGCCCAUGUCGAACGCGAAGGCGAGGUGAACGGAUCAGUCUGCUAUCGUAACAGAAAACGGGGUUUGCCGGUCUGUCUGACGUUUAAAGGAUGCAGGAUAAUUCUCGGGGGUCGGGGCGGAUGUCGUGUUACACAUUCGAAGUGCCCCGCCAAAAAUAGGCCUCGGGUUAGAGCGCUCGUCCACCCACGAUACAAAUACAGCAGAUGGAUUACGGGUGAGAGCGGCGAAAGGGUUUUUGGGGUACUUCGUGGAAAGAGCAAUCUUUGUGUCAGCCAGCCAGGCGUGCAGGUUUAA
Molecule: messenger RNA, 2877 nt
Organism: Lindgomyces ingoldianus
Lineage: Eukaryota; Fungi; Ascomycota; Dothideomycetes; Pleosporales; Lindgomycetaceae
Exons: 28
Coding region: 1-2877 (958 amino acids)
Source: RefSeq, a predicted model, not a curated record